UGUGCCUUGUUUCGAUGCAGAGAUUCCUAACACUUAGAACAACAAAGCUAACUUGUUUGUUUUGAUCAUUGCCCAUCACUCUUAUUUUCUUUCUCUCUUCUUGGGAUUUUCAAGCUCUUUCAAUUCCCUUUUAAUAUUUAUUACUUAUAUAUCUCAAAAAUUUCACUUCCUAGAUAGCUGUAUAUGGAGUCUGCCGCAAAUCUCCAUCACCACCAGCAUCAGCUUCAAGACCAGCUCCUUCUUCCUUCUUCCUCUUCCUCUUCCUCUUCCUCUUUGCCUGUCAUCCCAUCUUAUUUUGGCCUUGGAACCUCCCAUGGUUGGACUCCCAAUAUUUCCCUGAAUACUUGCAACUACAACCCAAGAAUAUUCAAUAAUGGAGCAACUUCGAUUCCAAUUAGAGACUGUGGGCAGAAAAAUAAUACUUCUCCACCUCUCAACAGUUCUAUGGUUCAAGAUUUGGGGUUAUUCCAAUGGAGUAGUGGUGUAAAUUCUUCAGGGAGUAGUUUCUUAUUCCAUGACCCGCAGGGUGGAAAAAUCAAAGAAGAAAUUUCCUCAUUAGCUUCUGCUGCUGAAUCUUUCCCCAAAUUCACAGAAAUGUUGAACAACAACAACAGCCCUUCGUGUACAAAUCAAGAUUUCGAUCACUUAAAGAAUACUAAUAGCAACGAUUCUCCGGCGGAGGAUCUGAACGAUCUCAGCCACAAGCUGUUGAUCAAAACCCUCAUUUCCUCCGGCUGCCAAAUCGACGGUGGCGAUCACAUCAAACCCGGAGGUCAUUUAUUGUACAGCACUACUACUUCAAGACCAAAUAGAGGCCACUUCGCUCAAAUAUACCCCAGCAUUAAUGUCUCUAAUUGGAACCUCUCAUCGCCGGCGCCGCCGUUCUCCAACUCCUUGGACUUGAACUUACAAACGCCGGCCGAUAUGUUGGCCGCCUCCGCCGGAAAAUUCAGCCACUCGCAGGAUAAUUUUGGUAUUUUUAGAGAAACCCUUCCUGAUUAUCACGAUCACAUCCCCAGCGUCCCAUGCAUUCCAAGUAAAAUGACACCAUUCAGCAGUGAAGUAACAGAAGCAAAGCGACCUUGUAACUCAAUGGAGCCAAGGGUAAAUCAACAGCCUCCUCCUUCAAAGAAAACGCGAUUGGACUCACGCGCUUCUUGCCCACCAUUUAAGGUUAGAAAAGAGAAAUUAGGUGAUAGAAUUGCAGCCCUCCAACAAUUGGUGGCACCCUUUGGCAAGACAGACACAGCAUCUGUGUUAAUGGAGGCAAUUGGAUACAUAAAAUUCCUUCAAAAUCAGACCUUGAGCGUUCCAUACAUGAAGCCCUCCUGCAACAAAGCCUCUAAGCCGACACAUCGGAGUUCGGUGGAGGAUGGAAGUGAAGGGCAGCCAAAUCGAGAUCUCAGAAGUAGAGGGCUGUGCCUGGUUCCUUUCGGGUGCUUGUCUUACGUCACCGGCGACGGCGGCGGUGGCGGCGGAAUUUGGCCGCCACCCGGGUUUAACGGAGGAACUUCUUGAUAAAUAUAUAAUUAAAUAUAUUUAUUUUGAAUUAGUCGAGAAAUAUUAAAGCUUCUCUAAGGACUAAGGCUCUAAUGUGAAUUAAUGGAGCAAAUUUGGUCAGUCUGUUUAAACCCAUGGAGAGAUACAGAAAUGGACCAAGUUUGAUCCAUUAAUAUUAAUCAUUUCAUGUAUUGUUAAUGAUCCGUUGGAUCCAACUUCACAUUCCUUAUUUUGGCUAUCCAUUAUCUCAUUACCCUUAUUUUA
Messenger RNA from Momordica charantia (bitter melon), 1764 nucleotides. Its product is annotated as basic helix-loop-helix (bHLH) DNA-binding superfamily protein. Gene Ontology annotation, cellular component: nucleus. Gene Ontology annotation, molecular function: DNA-binding transcription factor activity, RNA polymerase II-specific; protein dimerization activity; RNA polymerase II cis-regulatory region sequence-specific DNA binding. The record is from RefSeq and is a predicted model, not a curated record. Lineage: Eukaryota; Viridiplantae; Streptophyta; Magnoliopsida; Cucurbitales; Cucurbitaceae. Gene Ontology annotation, biological process: regulation of transcription by RNA polymerase II.